UUGCUUAGACACAAACCUACCGAUCUGUCUUUCCUCGUUCUCAAUCAGUGCGAUCUGAGCUUCGCAAAUGGAGAUGGAAACGGUUCCCGGCGGCAACUCCCCGGCCUCCACCACUAGCACCACCUCUACCGCCGCCACUCCCGCUGUUCCCUCCCCCGCCGCAACCUCGUCGAAGCUGAGCCAGCUAACGGAGUCCCUGAAACUGGAGCACCAGUUCCUCCGCGUCCCUUUCGAGCACUACAAGAAGACGAUCCGCUCCAACCACCGUAUCGUCGAGAAAGAAAUCUCUGCCGUCAUUUCUGGAGUCGGAGACGCCACUGACUCUGACUUAUCUGGCGAUGAAGCCGCUCAACGCCUCAAUUCUCUCGUCUCCAGGCUGCAAGGUCUUAAACGGAAGUUGGAAGAGAGCGGUAGAAUGGAGAACUUGCAAGCACAGAGAUGUCGAGCACGGCUUGACCACCUAGAAUCAAUGGAUGUGGAGAAUUUAUCAGAUUGGAAUCGCACCCGCUUGAAACGUAUACUGGUGGAUUAUAUGUUGAGGAUGUCUUACUAUGAUACUGCUACAAAGUUUGCUGAAAGUAGUAACAUUGAGGACCUUGUUGAUAUUGAUGUAUUUCUUGAAGCAAAGAAGGUCAUUGAUGCUCUCCAUAACAAGGAGGUAGCCCCUGCUUUGGCAUGGUGUGUAGAUAACAAGUCCAGGCUGAAGAAAUCAAAGAGCAAAUUUGAAUUUCAGUUGAGACUGCAAGAGUUUAUAGAGAUGGUAAGAGCUGAAAACAUGAUGCGAGCUAUCACAUAUGCUCGGAAGUAUCUGGCACCUUGGGGAUCUACCCAUAUGAAAGAGUUGCAGAGGGUCAUGGCCACACUUGCUUUUAGGAGUAAUACUGAAUGUGCAAUAUACAAGGUUCUAUUUGACGCAAAGCAAUGGGAUUACCUAGUUGACCAAUUCAAACAGGAGUUUUGCAAAUUAUAUGGCAUGACUCUUGAGCCAUUGCUGAAUAUAUACCUUCAAGCUGGCCUUUCUGCACUCAAAACUCCACUCUGUUAUGAAGAUGAUUGUACAAAGGAGGACCCCCUGUCACAGGAGAGUUUCCGCAAAUUAGCACAACCACUACCAUACUCAAAACAGCAUCACUCAAAACUCGUUUGCUAUAUAACAAAGGAGUUAAUGGAUACUGAAAACCCACCGCUUGUCUUGCCCAAUGGCUAUGUCUACAGCACUAAGGCACUUGAAGAAAUGGCCAAGAAAAAUGAUGGGAGAAUCACAUGCCCCCGCACCAGCUACACCUGCAACUAUACAGAUCUAGUGAAGGCAUAUAUUUCAUGAGUGAAUCGUUCCCAGCUGGUUUGUCCAGUGAAAUCUGGGGAAGUUCCUUAAUAUUCUGACAACUGCUUUGGACCAGCUCAUAUCAGCUCCUGCAAAAAUGCUUUAGGAGUCUUACUCUCUGAACUUUAUACUGUGUGUCUUAACAUGUCACAUGUACAUAAUGAACUUUGCGUCUUUGCCUGUAAUUAGUGGGUAUUUAUUUAACUGUUGUUAUUUUGAGGCAGAAAUUGCUUCCACUAUUACUGCAACAGUUUGAUAGUGUCAUUGUGCUGCGAAUUUUCUCAUUUAUCAAAUAUGUAUCUGCAAGUCUCCUCGUUUUGCUAA
Messenger RNA from Ipomoea triloba (trilobed morning glory), 1648 nucleotides. Its product is annotated as protein MAEA homolog. Gene Ontology annotation, molecular function: ubiquitin protein ligase activity; protein binding. NCBI's taxonomy places the organism in Eukaryota, Viridiplantae, Streptophyta, Magnoliopsida, Solanales, Convolvulaceae. The coding region runs from base 68 to 1324 and encodes 418 amino acids. Gene Ontology annotation, cellular component: nucleus; cytoplasm; GID complex. The transcript is spliced from 7 exons. Gene Ontology annotation, biological process: proteasome-mediated ubiquitin-dependent protein catabolic process. The record is from RefSeq and is a predicted model, not a curated record.